AUGGAACAGAACAAUGGAGGGAUUCCAACACAGGCGGCUCUCCCAGAGCCAGAUGAAGAAACAGUCAUAAAGAAUCAGCAUAACACAACCAAUGUUGAUGAUGUUCAAAAACAGCAAUUGUUAGCCAGCCGACGAGAAAGAUAUCGUACUAAACUGCAGAGCGAAUCACCAGAGAAGCGUGCAGCUCGCCUUGCCAAGAGACGUGAGCAAUAUCAGCUAAAGAAGACACAACAAAGGAAAGAAGAAUCGCCUGAGCACCGUGAAGCUCGCCUUGCACGCAGGCGUGCCACAUAUCACCUCAACAAACAGCAAUCACCAGAGGAUCAUGCCACUAAACUUGCAGCAAGGCGUGCAAAGAGGAAUUUGGCGGACGAACAUGAGCAGCAUUGUGCACAGCUUUCUAAGAGAAGGCGUGCGCACAAAGAACAAAAGCAAACCAGGCAGUAUGAAAUUGAUCGAUCCAGACUGACGUUUGAUACCCCCCACAACUGCGACACCAUCAAUGGCAAUGCCUAUGCCUUUCACGACUUUGAAAUGAAUCCUGAGACAUCGGCUCUUCUGUAUCAUUUGAAUUCUGGACAUCAAAAGUUCCGUACCAUUGAUGACAUUCUGGCAUACCUCUCAAGAAAUCAAGGCUUCCAACCAGUUGAAACCCCAUUGGAGCUCCGUGAAAUGAUGGAUAAGUUGAAAGCUGAGAUAGCAGACGAAAUGCUAACUGAACAGGAGCAGGAAGACAUUGUUGAGAAAUUUCUCCUUCAUCAAGGCAGGGCUUCUUGCAAACCCAACGGUAGUAAUGCUGAAUCGGAACUUGCAAAUUUUCCUGGAAUUGGACAAUCCGUUGAUGCGCAUCACUUUGUUUGUGGGUCAUGCGGUAUCAAAUCUGUGAAUGGGCAAUACGGGAAGGUUUGUUCGACAGUUGAUCUCGCAGAUCUCGUUGAUACACCUGUUGCCUUCACCGAAGAGCAGCUGAAACGAUAUGAACGUUCUGCCAAAGAGCCUCCAGUUCUACUUCCGACCGAUGACGAAGGCAGCACUAAAUUAUUUUACCCACAUCGCUUGCAGAGCGCGUAUACCUCCCCUUCUCUUGCUUCAACAUUUCAUCUCCAUCCCGAAUUUGUUACCUUUCAAACACGGCCCUCCAAAGAUGGAGACAAAACAGAGCAGCAUGAGACCGUCAUUUUUUGUUCAUCUUGCACAGCCUGGCUCAACGAUCACCGCACGCGCUGUGCUGCCACGCCCUCCCUACCACCUGUUCAUUCUAUCGCAGCUGGCGUGGAUUUUGGGGAUAUCAAUCGCAUUGGCCUCGCGAAACCUGAUCUACUUGAGUCUCUGGUCAUUGCUCGAAUGCGCCACUUUCAUAAUGUUGUCAAGGUUCAAGACAAUCAUGCUGUGGGUGGCCGUUCUGAUCUCACAAAAAACGAAAUCAGAGGUCAUUCCAUUCUUUUUCGUCACGAUAGUCCUGUAACCGCGUCUCUUGCACUCAUGUUUGGUGACGGCAAAAGUUUCGAUCCAGAGAAAACUGGGGCAAACAUCACUACAUUUCUUCAAGAACUUGUGACCAUUGAGUUGGUUGGCCCCGCAGGAAGUAUAGAAAAACUGGCCAGAAAAGCACGGAUGCAGACAUUCCUUCAGCUCCGCCCAUUCGUACUGUACCAGUGGUUGACAGUGCUUCGCUCCUGCCAUCCAUUGUAUAAGUAUGACCCACCCCUUCCCCCACUUCACGAAUUCGGAGAUAUGAAGAAGACAAUUGCGUAUUGCAACAGGGCACUCAUGGAAGCCGGCAUUCCAGUUACUACAGAGCGGGCUCUUGCCGCAGAACAGAUUUAUGCCGAUGAUGUUGCCGGGAUUCGGACUAAAAUACUCACAGAUUCGGAUGUGCAACUUGAAAGGUCCGAUGAUGGGAACCCUGAUCGUGACGAACACAAAACAGGAGCAUGUUCUAUUCCUGUGGCUUAUACAUAUGUUGCUCAGCACCCCGAUGUUAUUGCCCUUGAGCAACAUACAGCUCCAGGCAAGCAGGAAGAAAACCAAGUUCAUUCAAAUUCGAAUAAUACACUUUCAACUCAGAUUGAAGCCAUUGCUGAUGCAUUCAACAUUGAAUACAACCCUCCAUCUGCAUCCCAAUCUGAUUGUACUACUGAUGCGGACACCACUUCUGUAAACGGUGGUGAGGAUUUAUCAACAUGGAAGUCGUAUCGUGAUGAAACUCCCGUUAAUGAGUUCUCUGACAUGCUGGAGCUACUGACAUCAUCAUUUCCUCAAAUCUUUCUUCUUGGAAAUGGAUACUCCCAAGAGGGUGGUUUGCUCACGUCCAUUCAAAUAGAGCACCUACUGAAACAGUAUACCCAAGCUGCUGCUACAAACCGUGAUUUUCUGUUCUACCUUUUUGAUUGUCACAUUCGGCACACAAUAAUGCGUAAUUUUGCCGCCAAAAUACGCAAGGAUCCUGCAGCCUUUGAGCAGUAUGCCACAUUAUUGAGGGACGAGGAGUUCCAGCAGAAAAUCCUGCAAGCUGCUGAAAAUCCUUCCUCGCCCGAAGCAAAACAAGUGCUUCGAACGGUUCUUCCUGUCUUGAGCCUUGGUGGUAGAAAUACGAUUAUGGCCGGCGCAUUGGGUGACACCUCAUCUCUUUCCAGAGCCAUGGCAAUGGCUAAACGGUACGGUCCAGUCGCGAAUAUGGUUACAGUGACACCUGACGACAUCAAUAAUCCCACCUCCUUCCGUUGGGCAUGUCGUUCAUCCAAUAACUUUUCCUUUCCUGCUGUUGUUGAUGAGGAUUUCUUUGAGUCCCUCCAAAAGAACGGCACUCUCAGAACAAAUGGGAAUGUCGAUGUGCCCCUUAACUACUCCAGCCGUAUGAAAAAAGCGACCGACAAUCCUGUUGCUGUUGCCCUCGAGUUUCGCACUCUUCUCGAGAAUGUGAUGUCUAUUUUGAUAGGGUGUCCCCUCAAUUUUGAGCCUGGAACUCGGUCAGGCCAGCGGCGCACUUGGUACUUCAAAUCAGAAGCUGCAAAUUGUCCUUAUCACCGAGGAAUUUUUGGCCAUGUCGUCGCUUUUUUUGGGACGGUAGAGACACAAAGCAGGGGGGCCCUCCAUUUUCACGUUAUUCUGUGGGGAUCCAUAUCUCCAAAGCUGUUGGAGAAAUCGGCUGGUUUACCCGAUAUCUGUAAACAGAUUCAACUUGCAUUGGAUUCUAUGUACACGGCCGAACUACCCCGGCACAUCCACGCUAAGGAUAUUAUUGUCCGUGCCAUGAAAAAGUCUCAGAGUGGUCGCGACUGCCUUCCUCCGUAUGCAAAGCGCUACACAUCCAUGAAGCAUGUUCCAUCUCCAAAAUCUACAGACGAUUGGAAAAAAUUCAUGUGGGAGGCUACUCUACGCAAUGGCAUCCACGAGCAUGGUUGGAGCUGCAGAAAGCCACCCUCUGGCAAAUAUCGAUGCAGGAACGCAAAGGGAUCCGGCGAUUCCUCUGCCACACUUCCCAAACUGCUCGAAGUGCCCACCGACAUUGAACAAUGUUCGACAUUCUCGCCUGCUAAUAACACGGCAUUGAAGGACAUCGUUCCAACAAUUUCACAAUCCCCAAUUCCUGUACAGAAUGAUCACAUGCAGAGAGAUUACACCGUUCAUCCAAUUCCACCUCUGGAUGAUGCUCUCGUUGUUUGGGAACUACAACGGCAAAAGUUGUAUGCUAUGCCCAACCUUCCGGAUGACAUUCGUGAAGCCUACGUCCGUUCAACCACCUCUUCCAACCCCCCCCAUGAGACUCCUCCUUUGUCUAACGCUGAAGGAGACCCGAUUAACGACAAUUGUCUUCUCAAUGAUGGCAGAGCGUUCUGUAUCAAGGCUUUGUUAGAAGCACUAGAAGAGCCCCAUUCACCGUUAAAGGCUACAAUCAUCAUUGGUAAUGGUGAGCCUUCCAACAAUGAGCAUUCGCAGAUCGAUGUUCCAAGCAUACAGAAAUGGCUUGAAACUCUUGAUGCUACCACCAUUAUUUUCCUCUUUGACAAACUCAGCAGCGAAAUUUCUGGCAGGAAUGGCUUUGUUACCGAAACUAAUGUCACACUUUGCAAUUCAACUGGGGGCAGUACAAAUGCCAUUCUGCUAGGCUCCACACAAAUGUCAGCAGGUGCACUAUUUUAUGUUGUUCCAUAUGUCUGCAAGAACAAGGUCGCACUGGAAGCAUGUCUUGUUGCUCUGGAGGCUGCACAGCGGCACAUCGAGCAGUUCCCAAGCUCUGCUGAUGAUUCGGGAACCGACCGUCGAUCAAUUCAACAUAUGUUCACUCGUGUCUUGAAUGAUCUCAGCAGGAGCAUUCAAGUUAGCGACACUCAAGUAGCUCUUUCUCUUCUCAAUAUGGGAACCGAGCUAACUUCCGACUCUUUCCGUUUUUUUGGUGCAGACUAUUCGGUUAACUACUUUCUUCACCAGCAUCCUCCCAUUCUGUCACCAGCUAAACCUACUACAAACGAGUCAUCAUCACCGACUACGAAUAAUGCUACAACCGACCACGGUGCUCACUGUGAGAAUCUCUUGCCCCCUGAGGCUACAGCAGCCAACUCACACAUCCCUCCAGAUGAUGCCUCUACCCACACAACUGAAUCUGGAUUCUCAACCGAAGAUGAAUGUUCCUUCCAAUUUACACAUACGCAAGGAUACAGCGAUUCACAUACAAUGGAUGUCCAAGUUGCUCUACAUGCCAUGUCCCAGUGCACCAAUAAAUCGUUUGGUCCCGCACCCUUCUAUACAGUGGGUGAUCAUGACCCUCCGGAUAAUUCGUCCGACGAAAACAGUACUAGGACCUCCAAUUCCACACACAGACUACCUGUCCAAUAUCCACUGCACUGGUAUUUCCGUGGCAAUGGUCUCAAGCACUUGACAAAUUCAGAGUAUUACGCUUUGGUUGAUAUUCGCCCUAUUUCAUCGGAGAAGAUCUCUCACAGAACCCUAAAUGAUGAUGUGGACAGUGACAGUGACAACGACUCCGCUACCCAUACUGUUAUGAAUGACUUCAAAUCUGAUGACUCCAAUACUGUUCUUUCUACUAAGCGGGGACGGAAACAACGCAAGCCAUUUCGAUUCCACCCUCAUCAUCCUCUCUAUCACUCUCAUGUCCAAUUACUUCGUGCUAAGCAGCAUACACUUAUCUACAAUGCUCAUCCUCCAAAAUUUCCUGGGGAGCCGCCUUCGCCUCCUGAUGCUGACGCAUCGCCAUUCGAGUGCGAAACAUUCCUUGAGGAUUACGCUAUCUGGCGGAAGGCCGCCGAUGCUUUUGCCUCAUGGUACGACAUUACCUUUCUUCCACAUGAAGAUAUCUAUGGUGACAUGCCUGCCUCCGCCCACAGUGCUCCCACAUGGGAAUCAUUCUGCGCCAAAAUUCAAGAUAUGGAGAUCAACAAUCGUCUUAUUGAUCGACUCCGCCUUGAUGCCAUGUUCACAUUUUCAUACGGGUUUCGGUCUAACUACAAGCAGCGUGUGCUCUUCUCAAAUUUUCGGCACCGCAAUACAACUGUUUGGUCCGACCAAGAGCGUCAUGAGGCUGAGAAAUUGUUCGCUGCCGUUGGCGCCCGCAAUCGUGCAUUCCUCGAUGACACUGACACUGAUGACAUAAUCAAUGGCCGCCUCAGCACAGAGGCUUUCUCCACAUCUAAAAUACGUUCCUAUCAACAAGACCGUGACUUCUGCAAACAUCAAAUGACAAGUGUCAAAUACCUUUUCCCCUCUAGUAUUGGUACCAAUACAUGUCACAAUACCAUCACUCAACAUGAUGCAUCCACAUAUAACACUAACGACCCCAACAUUGGUUCGCCCGUCAAUCAUGAUCACAUUCUCAAGUUCGAAUCCAACAAUGGACUAAAAAUCAUGGAAACUGUGGCUGCUUUGCAGACUUCUUCUCUCGAUGAACCCGAACGAUCCAUUCAUUCCAAUAUCUCUCACCGCCGUUCCUCUCGAAAAAGGGCACGCAAUGGUACCUUUCUCUCUCUGACAUCCGAGGUGAAACGCUACAUUGAUAUGCGUUUGCUCUCUGAUAGUCAAAAACGCAUUGUGGACUCGGCAACUGAUUACUUUUUCAAACUUAAAGCUCAUCGCGACAACUGGCCCGAUACUGACUUCCUGCAAACCAUGUACAGUCUCAAACAAACAAAACCCCCUAUGUUUCUCCUCACAGGAGAUCCUGGCACCGGCAAGUCCUACGUCAUUGAAACUCUUGUCGAGAUAUGCAACAUACUUCAACUUGGAACCGUUGCUACAACAAGCUAUACGGGCAUAGCAGCUGUCAAUAUUGAUGGCUCCACCAUCUGUAGUAUGUUUGCCAUUCACGAUACCAGUGAUUCAAUCAAGGCUAAGACUCUCUCAGACGAUUCUAUUGCUCAGCUACGUCUGAAGCUUCGCUCGGAUAACCUUUGCUGCCUAAUUCUGGACGAGAUCUCCACUAUCGACUCCCGAAUCAUAGCUCUUCUAGACUUAAGAUUGCGCCAGAUUCUUGAUAACUCUGACAUUCCCUUUGGCGGACUACCCAUAAUCUGUGUGGGUGACUUCCAGCAAUUAGGCCCAGUUCAAAAAACACCACUCUGCAAAGACAUGCUUACAUGGGCUGCUCGAACCCAUCGCUCUACAACAGACCACAACAAGAACUCCAUCCCUUCCACAGCAACACAAACGUCUCUCAAGGUUCCCAGUUUGAGGCGUCAGCAGCAGCUCCUUCGAAAAUUCAUGUCGCAGCGUGCCGCAAACAACAGCAGCGCCAACAAAAAAACCAAAGAUCAGGCCAACCGGUUCCAUCCCGGUUCUCUACCAUUUCACGGCUGCUCUUUGUUCGCACAAUUCGAACGUUUCCAUUUAACCACACAGCAGCGCGCUUCUAACGACGAUCAGCACAAAGAUUUUGUUCAGAAACUUUCUACCGGGAAUAAAAUUCUUCUUGGCGAUAUUCUUCAAUACGAUCACCUCUCCAGAGACGAUAUUCGUAAAAACCCUCACGAAUGGCUGUUUUGUCCUGUUCUUGUUGCCACAAACAUGGAACGACUCAACAUUUCUCGUCACAAAGCGUCUCUCUGGGCAAAACAUCAUCAAACAUUUGUUUUCAAAUGGAAAUGCCGUGUUCGCAAAGAAGUCAAUCGCCCACCUUCCUCUCAAAUGGCCUCUAUUCGUGAGAGCAAUUCAUUCUUUUGGCAAUAUUGGGUUCCUCAUGCUCCAUGUCAUCUUUCCCAUAACAUUAACUGUGACCUUGCUCUUGUCAAUGGGUCUCCAGUUACGGCUCACUCUCUUACUUUUUCCAAUCAAGAAGAAUUCUCACGUGUUCAAGACCUCCUUCUCGGACCUCAUCCACCUCCUUAUGGCUCCGAAAUUACCAUUCAAGAGCCUCUAUCCGUCAAUAUGCUAAUCAAUCCAUCUCUUGACUCGAAACCAAUCUCUACCAAACGGCAACAGCAGCUUGAUCGGCUCAAGUCAUUCAGUCUUCUUCCUACUAAUUCUUCCACCAAUGACAAUAUUGUCAUUCCACUGACACCCUCUAUUGCUUCUUCUAAGCGUUCCGAUUACUCCCGAUUCACAUACGAAACUGGCAAUCCAUUCACAUCAAUCGGUACUGCUGAGAUUCGGCCUCCGUUUGCUUUCGAUCUUGCUUUCAGCUUUACUGUGCAUAAAGCUCAAGGGAGAACUCUCCACCGUGUUGUGCUUGACCUUACUAACCAUCCCACGCAUUACUCUCAGCUUGAGUUCGCAGCUGUCUUUGUUGCUAUGUCUCGCGUAAAGGACAAGCGGCAUAUACGGCUACUCUGUCACCGGUCUCUUGGAUCCCCUUUCAGUCCAUCUGCUGCAUAUGACUAUCUCACACAAUUGGUACCCGACAGAAAUGCGUCCGCCUUCAAUCACGGGUUUUUGCCCCCCUCCAAACCUUCCCGUUCUACCCGUUCUGCUGCUAACCAAGGGGUCUUCUGGGACCCCUCGCGUGCCCUUGCAUUCAGUCGCGAAUUCGCCUAA
Messenger RNA from Seminavis robusta, 7983 nucleotides. NCBI's taxonomy places the organism in Eukaryota, Bacillariophyta, Bacillariophyceae, Naviculales, Naviculaceae. The record is from the annotation of a GenBank genome assembly.